Messenger RNA from Lutra lutra (Eurasian river otter), 3428 nucleotides. RefSeq names its product ubiquitin specific peptidase 5 (gene USP5). The coding region runs from base 220 to 2895 and encodes 891 amino acids. NCBI's taxonomy places the organism in Eukaryota, Metazoa, Chordata, Mammalia, Carnivora, Mustelidae. The transcript is spliced from 20 exons. The record is from RefSeq and is a predicted model, not a curated record. Gene Ontology annotation, biological process: protein deubiquitination. Gene Ontology annotation, molecular function: zinc ion binding; cysteine-type deubiquitinase activity; protein binding.
GGGACCGUAGGGGUCCCAGAAUCCGAGCAUCCAAAACUCCGGGACCCUCCUCGCUGCUCUACAUGCGCUCUGCCCUUGGGAGUGUGGGAUUGGUUCUCUCGACCAUCGCUUGCAUUAGAAGCGCUUUUCAUUGGCGUUAGUCAAGAGUGGGGCAGAGGGCGGAGCACUAGUAGGCAGGCUACGUCCAACUGCCACUCUCGCGAGUCCUCCCUUUAGCGCAUGCACCUAACGAGUAGUGCUCAUUGGACGGCAAGCCUAGAGGGUGGGGGACUGGGAACGGUGGGAGCCGCUGUGUGUGGAGGAGCUGCUGCCGGUGUCAUGGCGGAGCUGAGUGAGGAGGCGCUGCUGUCAGUAUUACCGACGAUCCGGGUUCCUAAGGCUGGAGACCGGGUCCACAAAGACGAAUGCGCCUUCUCUUUCGACACACCGGAGUCUGAGGGUGGCCUGUACAUCUGCAUGAACACAUUCCUGGGCUUUGGGAAACAGUAUGUGGAGAGACAUUUCAACAAGACAGGCCAGCGAGUCUACCUGCACCUCCGGAGGACCCGGCGCCCGAAGGAAGAGGACACCACUACAAGCACUGGAGAUCCCCCCCGUAAGAAGCCCACCCGGUUGGCAAUUGGCAUGGAAGGCGGAUUUGACCUCAGCGAGGAGAAAUUUGAAUAUGAUGAGGAUGUGAAGAUUGUUAUCUUGCCGGAUUACCUGGAGAUUGCCCGGGAUGGGUUGGGGGGACUGCCUGACAUUGUCAGAGAUCGGGUGACCAGUGCGGUGGAGGCCCUGCUGUCAGCUGACUCGGCCUCCCGCAAGCAGGAGGUGCAGGCCUGGGAUGGAGAAGUACGACAGGUGUCUAAGCAUGCCUUCAACCUCAAGCAGCUGGACAACCCAGCUCGAAUCCCUCCCUGUGGCUGGAAGUGUUCCAAGUGUGACAUGAGAGAGAACCUGUGGCUCAACUUGACAGAUGGCUCCAUUCUCUGUGGCCGACGCUACUUCGACGGGAGCGGGGGCAACAACCAUGCCGUGGAGCACUACAGGGAGACAGGCUACCCGUUAGCUGUCAAGCUGGGCACCAUCACACCUGAUGGAGCCGACGUGUACUCCUAUGAUGAGGAUGACAUGGUCCUGGACCCCAACCUGGCUGAGCACCUGUCCCACUUUGGCAUUGACAUGCUAAAGAUGCAGAAGACGGACAAGACGAUGACGGAACUAGAAAUCGAUAUGAACCAGCGGAUUGGUGAAUGGGAGCUGAUCCAGGAGUUGGGUGUGCCCCUGAAGCCCCUGUUUGGGCCUGGCUACACGGGCAUCCGGAACCUGGGUAACAGCUGCUACCUCAACUCGGUGGUCCAGGUGCUCUUCAGCAUCCCCGACUUCCAGAGGAAGUAUGUGGAUAAGCUGGAGAAGAUCUUCCAGAAUGCCCCGACGGACCCUACUCAGGACUUCAGCACCCAGGUGGCCAAACUGGGCCACGGCCUGCUCUCGGGAGAGUAUUCCAAGCCAGCCCCGGAAUCAGGCGAUGGGGAGCAGGUCCCAGACCAAAAGGAAGUUCAAGAUGGCAUCGCCCCUCGGAUGUUCAAGGCCCUCAUUGGCAAGGGUCACCCUGAGUUCUCCACCAACCGGCAGCAGGAUGCCCAAGAGUUCUUUCUUCACCUCAUCAACAUGGUGGAGAGGAAUUGUCGGAGCUCUGAAAACCCUAACGAGGUGUUCCGCUUUUUGGUGGAGGAGAAGAUCAAGUGCCUGGCCACAGAGAAGGUCAAGUACACCCAGCGAGUUGACUAUAUCAUGCAGCUGCCUGUGCCCAUGGACACAGCCCUUAACAAAGAGGAGCUUCUCGAGUAUGAGGAGAAGAAGCGGCAGGCCGAGGAGGAGAAACUGCCACUGCCAGAGCUGGUCCGGGCCCAGGUACCCUUCAGCUCCUGCCUGGAGGCCUACGGGGCCCCGGAGCAGGUGGACGACUUCUGGAGCACGGCCCUGCAGGCCAAAUCCGUAGCUGUCAAGACCACACGAUUUGCCUCUUUCCCUGACUACCUGGUCAUCCAGAUCAAGAAGUUCACCUUCGGCUUAGACUGGGUGCCCAAGAAACUGGACGUGUCCAUUGAGAUGCCGGAGGAGCUAGACAUCUCCCAGUUGAGGGGUGCAGGGCUGCAGCCUGGAGAGGAGGAGCUGCCUGACAUUGCCCCACCCCUGGUCACUCCGGAUGAGCCCAAAGGUAGCCUUGGUUUCUAUGGCAACGAAGACGAAGACUCCUUCUGCUCCCCUCACUUCUCCUCUCCGACAUCACCCAUGUUGGACGAAUCGGUCAUCAUCCAGCUGGUGGAGAUGGGCUUCCCUAUGGAUGCCUGCCGCAAGGCUGUCUACUACACGGGCAACAGUGGGGCUGAGGCCGCCAUGAACUGGGUCAUGUCACAUAUGGACGAUCCAGAUUUUGCAAACCCCCUCAUCCUGCCUGGCUCCAGCGGGCCUGGCUCCACUAGUGCAGCAGCUGAUCCCCCACCGGAGGACUGCGUGAGCACCAUUGUUUCCAUGGGCUUUUCCCGGGACCAGGCCCUGAAAGCUCUUCGGGCCACGAACAAUAGUUUAGAAAGGGCUGUGGACUGGAUCUUCAGUCACAUUGAUGACCUGGAUGCAGAAGCCGCCAUGGACAUCUCGGAGGGCCGCUCGGCUGCCGACUCCAUCUCCGAGUCCGUGCCAGUGGGACCUAAAGUCCGGGAUGGGCCUGGAAAGUAUCAGCUUUUUGCCUUCAUCAGUCACAUGGGCACCUCUACCAUGUGUGGUCACUAUGUCUGCCACAUCAAGAAGGAAGGCAGGUGGGUGAUCUACAAUGACCAGAAAGUGUGUGCCUCUGAGAAGCCACCCAAGGACCUGGGCUACAUCUACUUCUACCAGAGAGUGGCCAGCUAAGAGGACAGGGGACAGACCAUCUGGCAUGAGGGAUAGGGGCUGAGGGAUGGACUUCAGCCACCACCCCCCCUGCUCUGUACCCUUUUUUUGUCCUCAGCAGCAGGGAAGAAGCUCAAGGCCACAGGAGAAUGGCCAAGCAAAGCGGGGGACACUGGAGAGACUUUGGGGAUAGAGCAGGAAGGGGAUGGGAGGGGCGGGCCACCUGUCUGUGAGGAGACUUCGUUGCAUUCCCCGCCCCUUGAACCCACAGUGCUCUGCUUCUCUGUGUAACCCUGCCGGCCCCUGAUGUGGAGGGGGGCUUGUUUGUGUGUGCGCCUGGGUGUAGCUUUGUGCAGCCUCUUCCACGGGGAUGGGGCGUCCAUGCCUCCCCUCCCUCUUUGUGUUUGCUCCCUGUGUGGUCAGGCAAGGAGGGCUGUGAGGGAAAUGGGGAUCCCCAUCGCCCUCCAGCCUGUCUUUCCCCAACCCUGUCUCUUCCCUGCCCUUCUCUGGAAAAUGCCAAAAUACACGAUGUGAAUAAAAAGUACAAUGGCUAA